UAAAUUAAUUUGUGACUUAAUCUGUGCGUUAAAGAUUCUAUGUUAUGCACAAUUGGAGUAAUUCUCUAUUCAAAUAUGUAUAGAGCACAGUAUAACGAUUCAAAACUCAACACAGCACUGUACAUCACAAUCAGAUAUUUUAUUUGAUACUGUACAUGACAUAAAUAAUCAAAGACUUCAACACAAUAUAGAGGAUUUAAAGCAGAUAUUUAUUGAAAGAGAUGAAUAAACAUUAUGUUUAAGCUUAACAUUAUAUUCUUGUCUUACCACAUAAGUUUAGCAGGUUGUCCGUUUUUAAAAACAACAUCAAAAGCUUCUUUAGUCACGUGCACAAACAUCAGGGUCCGUUCAUUUAAGAGCGCCAAAUCGAUCGAAAAUCACUAUGGGUUUACUCUCACAUCUAUAAGGUAUAAAGUAAAUAAAGAACAUUAAUAAACAGCUAAAGUAAUAUCAGGCAGUGACGAAAAACAAGACCGUUAACGUUUAAAUGAUGCGAGCGCGCGGCUCUUUGCAGAACAGAAAAGGCACGUGCGCGCACCUAUCAGACCUAUCAGAAGCGCGCACUAAAUAAAUAGAAACGCGGUUUUAAUUGUGGUAUCGAAUUAAACUCCUGUUUAAUAGCUGUCAGAAGUCGGAUUUAUUGCAUUCGUCUUGACAUUAUAACAGAUUUUACUCUGAUCAUAAAUUUUCCACAAUAACAAAAUAAAUAGAAAUGACCAGGUUCUUUAAUCAAAUGCCCAGGUUAUCUGAAGACGAGUACAUCACGUCGCUACGACGUUCUCCAUGGGAUUAAUUCACAACUUUAUUUGAGGAUGUGGCUAGGACGUUUCUGGACGUAAGCAACAGAUACAUUAAUUAAAGGACCAGUGUCCAGGUUAUCUGAAGACCAGUACAUCACGUCGCUACAACGUUAUCCAUGGGAUUAAUUCACGACGUUAUUUGAGGACGUUUCUGGAACAUCAGCAAAAAUUCUAAGAAACAUAACGUUGCAAAGACGUCCUCAGAACGUGGUCAAAAAGUAAUGUCAUGGUGACCAAAUGAAGACGAACUGGCGACGUCGUCAGAACGUACUGCGUUAGCUGGGAUUGUAUGUAUAAACAAUAAAAUAUGAAGUAUUACACCGUAUUUACUUUUUUUACUUAUUUAAGUUUAAGUCACUUUUGCAGGAAAGCAUAAGACAAAACGCAAAAAUAAAUGUGGUCAUAAAUAUAUGGUUUUGUAUAAUAUUAGGCCUACGGCUUUUCAAACGGCAAAAAUCUGCAUUUAUGAAUAAAACUUAAUACAGAACAAUUCAUUAUAAAUAGUCUAAAAUGUGUUAAAAUAAUCCAUUAAAAUAAUUAUUUCAACGUAACUUAUUUAAUUAAAGGAAACAUAAAUCCCUGGCUUUUCUUUCAAGUCUAACGUGACGUUGGCGGAUGUUGUCAAAUCAAAACCGGAAGUCCGCCCGUCAUACGCAGAUCUGCACGAGAGAUGGUUUUACUCGGUUAUUUAAUUUAAAUAUUGUUUUAAUGUUUCUAUUAUACGUAUAUGUUUAUACGUUUAUGAAGAGAUGAGCUGUGCAGUGAUGUUACAGACUCAGAUUUCCGCCAUCUUGGAUGUGCUCGUGAAGGCGGCGGUGGCGGAGAUCAGUCAGCUGCUCGAGGACGAUGCCGCUGCGCUUCAUGACGAGAUCCAGAAGAGAAACGACGAGAUCCAGAAGAGAAACGACGAGAUCCAGAAGAGAAACGACGAGAUCCAGGGACUGAAGGCUCGUCUGAUUCUCACCGAGACUCAACUACAGCGACUCACUGCGGACAGAUGCUCCGUGGCCGUGCAGGUGGAGAUUAUGGAGGACACUAGUGUGACGGUCCAUUCACAAAAGCCCCAAGCUGAUCGUUACGAACGGGAGAAGACGGCCACGACCAGCCCAGAAAAAAACUUCUCAGAGGAGAAGCCACGCUUGUCACACAUCACCGGAAAAGAGGAGGAGAUGAUGUCAUCAGAAGAGCUCAGAGCGCCGCCUGAAGAUGAGGAUCUCAGUGGACUUGAAUUUGAGAUGAAGAUCGAACAGGUGGAGGAACUCGUUGAUCGGAAACUAAAUGAAAUUCAGGCAGAGCCAAGCAGUGACGGACAGAAUCACAGUGAACAUCAUUUAUGGCCGUCGGGAGGACGUCUGGAGAGUCACAUGGAGUCCGAGCAUCGAUCGCAGAGUUUUACGGACUCAUUCGUGUCGAUGGAAGAUCAGAUGAGUUCGGGGUUUUUUGGCUCUGGUGGGAUGUUGGACAACGAGAGCUUCAGCACUUUAGGAAAUAAAGACAUUGAGUGCAGCUUGAAUGUCCUGACACGACAGGAUUCCCACAGACGAUCACCAACACUGCCCACAACCGGCCAAAUGGACUCAGAUGCGCUUAGCAGAUUUUCAUCGACUCAUUCCAGCUCAUGUUUGCCGAAAACAUUCACGCACAGUGUGUAUGUAGAAGACCACCCGCGCAGCCACGCGAGGCCAAAACCGUUCCGAUGCGAGGAGUGCGGUAAAGGCUUCACGCAGAAAACACGCUUAAUAACACACAGACGUGUACACACGGGUGAAAAACCCUUUCGCUGUCAGCUGUGCGGUAAGACAUUCUCCAGACAGGACAACUGUCUCCGGCAUGUGCGCUUGCACAAUGCACAGCGCUGAUAACCGCACACGCUAAGAGACGACUACUUUUCUCUGUCGAAGUAACAUUUUCAGAACUGUGCGUAUGUUCAGUUCUGCACAUUGAAGCUGUGAUCUGUAACUUUUCUCUCUCUGUCUGUUUGAAACAUUAUAUUAAAGGGAUGCUUCAACCAAAAAUGACAUUUCGCUCUGAAAGGGAUAGUUCACCAAAAAAUGAAAAUUCUGUCAUCAUUUACUCUCCUUCAGUUGUUCCAAA
Messenger RNA from Triplophysa rosa, 2894 nucleotides. RefSeq names its product zinc finger protein 182. Gene Ontology annotation, biological process: regulation of transcription by RNA polymerase II. The coding region runs from base 1550 to 2659 and encodes 369 amino acids. Gene Ontology annotation, molecular function: RNA polymerase II cis-regulatory region sequence-specific DNA binding; DNA-binding transcription factor activity, RNA polymerase II-specific. NCBI's taxonomy places the organism in Eukaryota, Metazoa, Chordata, Actinopteri, Cypriniformes, Nemacheilidae. The transcript is spliced from 2 exons. The record is from RefSeq and is a predicted model, not a curated record. Gene Ontology annotation, cellular component: transcription regulator complex; PcG protein complex.